UAAAAAGAAAUCGCGUUUAUUUUGAAAGACUUUUGUCCGUUUUGUAAUAUAAUACUGAAGCUACCACCAAUGUAAACUUUAAAUAUUGGAGAAAAGAUUACUGUUAGCGUUUUAUUGAUAAAUCAAGUCUUGUUAUAAAUUCAAAAUUUAUGAGAUAACUUAUGAGGAUGUAUAUGGUCAAUAUGGUGCUUUUUAAAAACAAUUGUUCAAAAAUCGUCAUUGUUAUUCAAUCGCUAUUGGUUAUAGUGAUAUUUGCAUGGUACACAAGGACAGACAACGCAUUGCUUAAACACCGGCUGCCAACAAACAGACAUGAGCUUAUGAACAAGUCUGUGCACGACCAAGGUAUCAACAGGUUUCAAACGUAUAAACCUAAUUUGACAGUCUCAACUUCUGCUCCACCGAGAAGCCACUUGUCAACAAAACUUGAUGACUAUAUGAGCAAUAGACUAGCGUCAAUUCGAGACACAUGUUCGGGUUACAUGCAAAAUCCAUACUGGCAAAAUCUUCAUCAAGGUGGCAGAGUUUGGACGUACGAACAAAUACAUUAUUGCAUAGUUCCAAAGGUUGGAUGUACAUUCUGGAAACGUAUCAUGCGAUUUGUGAGUAAAGAUUAUCCGGAUAAUCAGAAUAUAAACAAACCUUCAGACAUUGACAGAAGUUAUGUUCAUUAUGGUAAUAUAAAAAAUAUUCGACAGUGGAGUGUGCAUAAUCCAGUUUCCCAGAUGUUGAUGGCUAACGGGAAAUCAUUUAUGUUUGUUCGUAAUCCUUUUUCUAGGUUGUGGUCAGCGUACAUUGAUAAAUUUUUGCUUCCAGAUUUCUGGAGAACUGAUGCUCGUGCUGUCGUAAAAAAGGUACGGCGAAAUCGGCCUGAAUACGAAGAUAAAUGUGCAAAUAAUGUAACAUUUCAUGAAUUUCUUUUGUUCAUCAAUAUGACGCAUAAAGUAGGUUUGAACGAACAUUGGGACAAAAUACAUCGACUUUGUAGUCCAUGCCACGUGCAGUAUGACGUCAUUGGUAGACAAGAAUCGUUCGGAUUAGAUGCAGAUUAUAUAAUGUCAAAGUACAAUCUGGAACAUCUCAAAGAAAAUGUUACAAAACAAGAUUUGGUUCGUGAAGAAAUUGUUACGAUAACAAAAUAUAACUUUAGAUUAGAGUCAAGUAUUCAGAAAGGUUGUUUUGACAAAGUCGAUGUAGCUAAGAGAUUAUGGUUGACCUUCCAAUACAACGGGUAUAUCCACCGAGAUUCAAAACUUCCAGAAGAUAACUUAGCAAUACCAGAAUUUUUCAAAACUCCAACAGAAAUAUUCUUGAUUUUAGUCUUUCAAACCUUAGAAAAUCAAAAUAAAAAGGGAAUUGACUUAAAAGGACAGAAACAAUCUAUGAUGCUUGACGAAUACAGGAAAAUCCCAGAACGUUUGAUAUCAGAUAUAGCUACAAUAUAUGACUAUGAUUUUGAGCUAUUUGGUUACAAUAGAAAUGUUCUCAGAUGAACUGACAUGUAACGGUAGUCUUGUGUUUCAGGAGGUGGGUUACACAUGUUUAUGCGUGGAAAAAGACCUUCAGUGUUGUACACACUGUUUUAAACAAAUACAAUAUAUACCAUUGAAAAUUUUAUUUUCUCAUUCACUGACUAAUCUACGAUGAAUCAUCUAAAAGAAGAAUGAUUUUCCAGUUCCCAAUGUGAGCAAACAACGUUUUAUAUUGUGACAGAUUAAAUGUUUGCGCUUGUAAAGUUUCUCGGUAAUGGAUUUACUUGCACAAUAAUAAAAACGCUUGUUACUACUUGUGUGAAAACAUUCAAUCAUUCGGUGUAUACUGUUGCGACUUUUUCAGCCAAUUAUGUUAGUUAUUACAUCUACACAAUUUAGACUGAUAAAUACAAAACUAAUUGUAUUAAAAUAAAAUUAAAACCGAUUUUUAUUUUGAUAAACGUGAACAUUUUGCUUUAUCUAUAUUUUUGAUGCUGACAAGUGUAUCCUGCAAGUAUGCUGUAGUGGAUAUCAUACUGGACCGGCAAUCCAGAGACCCGUGGCUCGAAUCCCGGCUGCGGCGUGUAUAUAUAUUGGGCGGGAAAAUGCAAAUAAACUCAUUUGUCAUCCUGUUCCGCUGAGACUGGAAAAAACUUUCUUAACAAAACCAAACUAAGUUGUAAUGCCUAGCUAUACGUACCAUAUUAAGCAAAGUCAUAUGAUAUAUAUUUAAAGGAUAAGAACAAAAAUAUUCAUAGUCUAUCCUCCAUGCAUCCACCUAUAUAGGUAUUCCGUGACAACUACGAAAAGCUCGGUAUCUCCAUGCCUAUAACUGUUCAUAUUAAAACAACUAUAGUAUAUGUCAAAGACCCAUGUUACCAUACGUUAUAUCAUUACACUUGAUAGAUUCUUUAACGGAGACGGAUUAGAAAAAUAGAUUUAUUGUAUUUUCUACACGUUAUUUAUUGCGAACUGUUUCCUAGAGACAGAAUGAUGCAUGAGAAGUUUUCAUCAGUGAUUUGCUAUAUUUAGAUAUCGUGAGACACAUAGAACACUUUAUCUUUUGGUCACAGAUCUUUGGGAUUGGCUCUAUAGCAUAUAAAAUUGCGACAAGAAAUGUCUUCAUACCCACACUUUUAUUCAAGUGGUUUAUUUAUCAUCAGUUAAAAUGUUGUAUCAGCAUAUUUAUUAAUACAGGUCGCUAGGAAAUUCGGUUUUAAUAGUAGUCGGUUUUGAAAAGGAUUGUUAGUUGCUUUAACAAGUUGUUUUUGGAUAGUGCCAAUCAAAUAGUGCCAAUCAAAUGCACGUUUCAAUUUGUCGUUUCUUCAUUUACAUUAAUAACCUAUAAAAAGUUUUAACCUUAGCCACUGAGCAUACUUUUUCACCAUUUUUUAAAUUAAAUUUUCUUCGGCUUGCCGCAAUAUAUUACAUUAUUAUAAAAGCAGAUAAUUUUGUCCUGAGAAAUUAGUCAGUUUGUUAUAGUUGUUUCCCUUGCAAUGCACAAUUUACAUUCCGAUUUGUUUUCUUUUAAUGCACGAAUUGUAUAUGUCUUGAUUCGUAACCUAUUAUUCAGUA
Ruditapes philippinarum (Manila clam) is the source of this 3047-nucleotide messenger RNA. Its product is annotated as carbohydrate sulfotransferase 8-like. The transcript has 3 exons. Gene Ontology annotation, cellular component: membrane. Gene Ontology annotation, molecular function: sulfotransferase activity. The record is from RefSeq and is a predicted model, not a curated record. The coding region runs from base 162 to 1493 and encodes 443 amino acids. Gene Ontology annotation, biological process: carbohydrate biosynthetic process. Lineage: Eukaryota; Metazoa; Mollusca; Bivalvia; Venerida; Veneridae.